Molecule: messenger RNA, 2037 nt
Organism: Metarhizium album ARSEF 1941
Lineage: Eukaryota; Fungi; Ascomycota; Sordariomycetes; Hypocreales; Clavicipitaceae
Product: acetylornithine deacetylase
Exons: 4
Coding region: 1-2037 (678 amino acids)
Molecular function (GO): hydrolase activity
Source: RefSeq, a predicted model, not a curated record
AUGGCCUCGUCUCGAAGGGCUAUGCAGCUUAACCCGGCUGCUGCGACGUGGCAUGCCGAUGGUUCCAUGUCGGUUGACGACGAGAGGCUUGUUGACAAAUUCCACGGCCAGUUCCCAGGCGGCUGCACCAGGCUCGUGCGACUUGACCAUGUUGCCCGGGAACUCGGUAUCAAGGCCGUCUAUCUCAAGGACGAGAGCACCAGAUUCGGUCUGCCGUCUUUCAAGAUCCUCGGUGCCUCAUGGGGGACCUUUCGCGCCAUUGCCCAAAAACUUGACCUCCCCCUGGAUGCAGACUUAACGGCCGUGAGAGGUGCUCUUGCUCGCUUGCCCGUUCCACUUUAUGCAGCGAGCGAGGGUAAUCAUGGCAGAGCCGUGGCCAGGAUGGCGUCCAUCUUGGCUGUGCCUGCGGAAAUUCAUGUCCCUUCGGACAUGCCCCCAGAGACGAUCAAACGAUUGAAAGAAGAGGGCGCCGUCGUCGUCGUCAAUGCCGGUACCUACGAUGACGCCAUGGGCGCUGCUCGAGAGGCCUGCGCCGCCAGGGGCGGCGUCCUCGUGCAAGACUUUUCCUUUGACGACUACGAUGAGGUUCCACAGUGGAUCGUGGACGGGUACAUGGCCAUGUUGCGAGAGAUCGACAGCCAGCUCAACGGCACUCGAGCGGAUCUGGUCAUUUCUCCUGUCGGUGUAGGCUCGCUCGCACAAGCCGUCGUCUCGCAUUACAAAGGAAAGGCCUGCAAGACGGCCGUCAUGGCGGUUGAACCUGACACCGCAGCAUGCUUGUACAAGAGCUUACGCGCCAACAGGUCUGUUCGUGUUCAGACAUAUUCCACCAUCAUGGCUGGCCUGGACUGUGCCACCUUGUCGCCCGUUGCGUGGCCAUUGCUCAAAUCUGGCGUGGAUGCCAGCUUGACCGUGUCCGAUUACGAGGCGCACGAGGCGUCUCAACAUCUCAAAUCUCUAGACAUAUCAGCAGGGCCGUGCGGCGCUUCACCUCUUGCCGCUCUCAGACGCCUUACACAAGCUGACGUGGCUGCCUUGGGCCUGGGGCAAGAUUCUGUCGUGGUUCUCCUCUGCACAGAGGGAGCGAGAAGCUAUCGUACCCCCGUCGAUGUCUCCUCGGACGAUGCCGUCUCCUUGACCCAGGCCCUGGUCAGCAUCGACUCCUCCAGUCCAGCGUUGGGGUCGGUUCCUGGCCCGGGCGAGGCCGAGAUUGCCCGUUACAUCGGCUCCUGGCUCGAGCACCGCGACAUUGAGACUCACUGGAUCGAGUCAGACAAGGGGCGGCCGUCCAUCGUCGGCGUUGUUCGGGGCCUAGGCGGAGGCAAGGAUUUAAUGUUCAACGGGCACAUCGACACAGUUGCGACGCUAGGCUACGGCGACGACCCUCUAGGCGGGGAGAUCAAGGACGGGAAGCUCUACGGGCGCGGAGCCCAUGACAUGAAGUGCGGAAUCGCUACUGCCAUGUCUGCCCUGGCAGCGUCCAAGGGUCGGGCCCUCCGGGGCGACGUCGUGGUCGCUGGCGUGGCCGGCGAGGAAGCAAGCGGCAUCGGCACAGAGCAGGUUCUCGAAGCCUGCUGGAGAGCAGACGGCGCCGUUGUCAGCGAGCCGACUGGCGAGGACAUGAUCCACGCCGCGCCACAAGGGAUUCAUGCCAUUACGAGGGCGGGUUACUUUUUGGUCGAGUCUUCGUACCCGGCAUUGUGCACCGUGGUGGUGGAGCGUCGAACCGUGGCAGGCGAGUCUGUCGAUUCGGUUAGACGAGAGGUCCGGGAUUUUCUCGACAGUCUCACCGAGUCGGUCGAGGACUUCAGGUACGACUUGCGGGUGACCGGUGCCGGGGCCCCGUUCAAUAUUGAACCCGGGCACCCCUUUGCGGCUCUCGUGGGCGAAGUCACCAGUAAAGUACUGGGGAGAAGGACUGAAUUCCGGAAGGGCCCAUACUGGACUGAUUGCGCCCUGCUGGCUGGCAAAGAGAUUCCCGUCCUCGUCUGGGGCCCAGCGGGGGAAGGGCUUCACGCCAAGGAGGAAGCUUUGUAG